UUUUCUAUCCCGGUCAUUCUGCCCAGUAUGAAAACCCUAAAUGUGAUUGCUCAUGUUCCCGUUUCUCACACUCAAAUUGCUCUGUUGUUGGUGUUCAAUUAACUUGUAUGGUUAUCGACGCUUGAGCACCAUGUCUUUUUGACCUCAACCUCUACGAGGCGUUUAUCAGAUUCUUUUAGUGUUCGUGUGUUCUUUUGCAUGUGAUACAUGAGGAGAAAAGACUCAUUGCAAGCAAACUAAAACUGCCUUGCAGAUAAGCGGGUUGACAGUGCCACAUCAAAGGCUUAAAGCAGCGAGCAGUGUCAUAGUUUUCGCCAUUUCCCAUUCAUUCAGGAAUUUUAAUUUGGGGGUUCAACUAGAAGGGUUAUUCGCGAGACGAUAGAGACUCGAACAUCCAAAGCAGCGAGAAGGAACGAUCAAAGCGCUUCAUUGAGAGGGACUUUUUGGGAUUAUGGAGGAGGACCAAUUUCAACGUUUGCUGGGGAUGUUCCCAAUCGUUCGAUCACGCUCCUACUGUGCAGAUGAUGCGGUCGGUACUAGUAGGCGGGUUCCAUCAGGAUUCAGCCUUGCUUCCUCAAACGUCGAGUUGCAACAGGUAGACACUGAGAGCAACAGGGAACAAACUGAUACAGACAAGAGUACGCCACAAAUGUCACUUGCAUCCUUGCAUAGUAAAGGAAACUUCUGGGAUCAGUUGAAGGCAGCAGCAGAGCAGCAGUUGUUGCCGGAAGCGGCUCAGAAAUUUUGUGAUGCUUUUAGAGCUCGUCACAACGAAAUGGUGAACAAUACAUUGUCUUUGGAUGGAAUAGAGCGUAUAGCCAAGCACUGGCCUCCUACUAAUUGACGAUGUCUACCUGUUGAUCAUCAUGCUGCUUGCUACCCGAGCUGCAAUGUAAAUGUGCAUGAUCAUUAUGAUUAAAAACGAAGUGUCAGUGAGCCAAUCCUGCAAAUAUUUUUCCUUGGACUAGUGCCCAUAUCUAUCUAUAUCCUGAUUAUUCUUUUAUAUGAAGCCGUAACAUUAAUGUAUGUACUUGUCUUGAUCAUCGGACAAAUGGAGGACUCAUAUUUGCCCAGCUUUUACAUAUUUCUAUAUAGUCUAACGUUUGUUUACUCAUUUGAGGUUCAUUCAGAUCCCACUUCUGUGCGGUAGUUUUUAUGUUC
Physcomitrium patens is the source of this 1161-nucleotide messenger RNA. RefSeq lists its product as uncharacterized. NCBI's taxonomy places the organism in Eukaryota, Viridiplantae, Streptophyta, Bryopsida, Funariales, Funariaceae. The record is from RefSeq and is a predicted model, not a curated record.